Symbiodinium natans is the source of this 1539-nucleotide messenger RNA. Lineage: Eukaryota; Dinophyceae; Suessiales; Symbiodiniaceae. The record is from the annotation of a GenBank genome assembly.
AUGCCCACCAAUGUCAUUAAGAUGUAUGUCAUCAACCCUGCGAGAUGUUGCCUGGCGGGCCCCUGGCAGAUUAUCGUCUUCUUCUCGCUGGUCUUCGUGGCGCUGGUGACACCAGUGCAGGUGUGCCUGCUUCACCAGAAUGAGUACAACCCCGCCUUCUUCCUCGGCCUACUGGUGGACUUCAUCUUCCUCGUCGAUAUGGGCCUCCAGUUCUGCACUGCCUACACUCGGAACACUCCCUCGGGUGUCGUCCUCGAGGUGCGCCUGGGACGGAUCGUGUCCCGGUACUUGAAGACCUGGUUUUUCUUGGACUUCGUGACCCUCAUCCCCUUCGACCUUAUCACGCCGCAUGAGACGGACAACGACAUAGGUUACAGUGGCGUCAAAGUCCUGCGCGCCCUCCGACUGUUGAAGCUGAUCAGGCUCGCCCGGCGGUCGCCGUGGAUGGAGGAGCAGGAGGCUCUGCGAUCCAUCCCAUACCAGCAGCUCGCCCUGGCGCGCUUCCUUCUGGUUCUAGGGCUGAUGUGCCACUGGCUUGCAUGCCUCUGGGCGUUUACGCUCCAGCUGGUGGACAACACCUAUCCCAAGUGGAUUGACGAAAUCCAAGAGUCCGACCUUCAGUUUGGCGUGGACACGCGGGAGUCUCCCUACCGUAUCUACGUGGCCUCCUUCUUCUUCUGCGCGUACACGGUGACUUCGGUCGGCUACGGCGACAUCUCCCCGCAGAACAUACUGGAGCGGAUCGUCGGGUCCGUGAUCGUGCUGAUCUCGGGCCUUGCAUGGGCCUACAUCAUCGGAGAGGUGGGUGCCAUCGUGGACGACUUAACCCACGAGAGUCAGGAGUUUCGGCAGCGAAUGCACCGGCUCAACACGAUGAUGGGCGACCAGGGCCUGGAGCCGGACCUGCAAUGCCGACUGCGGCGCUACUUCUUGCAAAACAGGCACCAGUCGGUCUUCAAGGAGCGGCAGGCGCUGAUGGAGCGGAUGAGCCCGCAGCUGCGUGCGGAGGCCUGCAUCGCCAUCAAUGGCGUGUGGCUCCAGAAGGUUCCCUUCUUCAAGCAGUUCAUCAGCCACAUCAAGCGUCUGGAGUGCGAAGAUCGCUACACCGGUCCUGAGGAAGCUUGCGUGGCGGACAUCUCGAAGAAGCUUCAGCUCCAGGCCUUUGCGCAGGAGGAGAGCUUCGACAACUUGCAGGUCCUUUUCAUCCUGUCCCGGGGUAUGCUGGCGGUGUUUUGCCACAAGAGCCACCUCUUCGUGGGCGACAGAACCCGAACGUAUGGCUUCAAAGGGCCUGGAGAAGUCUGGGGGGAAGACUUCGUCUUGUCGGACGUUUCUUUGAUCCGAUCGCAGACGGGCUAUGCCUUGACGUACUGCGAAGUCCUCUCCCUAACGCACCACGACUUCAUGCAGGUGCUCCAGCGGCGGAGGCAAUCCUGCCCAGAGCUCUGGGCCAUCGUCCGGCAUUACACCAUCUGGUUGGCCGUGCGCCGGGGCAUCUUUGCCGAGGCGAAGCGGCGUAUCUGGAAGAAGCAGAAGAAG